This is a messenger RNA of Cladocopium goreaui, 8046 nucleotides long. The record is from the annotation of a GenBank genome assembly. NCBI's taxonomy places the organism in Eukaryota, Dinophyceae, Suessiales, Symbiodiniaceae.
AUGGCGCUGCUGCUUCUUUGCGCAGACAAUGUGCUUCGCAAAAACAGGAAGUUAAAUACCAGCGGAGGAAAGCCGCCAACCACGGUGAAGCGGGCGACCCCGCCUGUGCAUUGGCUGGAUUCUCUAGCAAGGGAGCAUGGACUUUCCCACCUUGUAGACUUGCAGCGUGAGCGAAAACAUCUUGAUGCAAGGGCCGCGGAGGACGCAGUGCCAGAUCGGAGCAGGGUGGCGCGGUGCAUUGCCAUCGCAAAAGUUGAAAGCGGGAAGGAAAGCCGCGGAAUCCUCACUCAAUGGACAGAGGAGGAGCGAUACUUGGGUCGCUUUUUUGAUUAUGAUAGUGAUGCUGGGCAAGGCAUAUCUACCAUGGAAGGCUUCUGCAGCGUGCGUGUAGUGAAAAUUUUGCCUUUGGACCCAUUCUUAGAAGUCGAUUGCCCAUUCCGUUUUCGUUUCAAGUUUUGGUCGCCUGAAUUUCCUCUUACUUGGGAUGAGGUGGCGCAGAGCAGCGGGAUGAGCCGCGCGCAAUUUGAAAGCAGGUUGUCGUGUGGACCUGAAGAGGUUGCAAGUUUUUUGCAGGCACCUUGCGGCCUGCGCAUGCCGCCAUUGCCGCUGCAGUUAAUUUUACGCAGGGCUUGGACACAUUGUCUUCUGGAAGACAAGAUGUUUUUGGCGCAGAAAUUUCAAUUUAGUUCAGCGGUCGAGGCCUUCCAAAAACAAUUCCAAUUUCCCAGCCAGCAGUGGCUUCAGGUGCGCAAAAGGGAAUUGCAAAAAGCUACCGAAGCAGAGAAGGCAGCCAAGGCAUCCUCCGCUCAAGGUGAAGCUGAAGAUUCAGUUGCGGCUAUGCUUGCACCAGCAGGGCAAUUCAAUUUCACUGCGGAACACGCGGGUGCUUUAGCUUCUUUUUUGCGGGCACAGUCUGGCCACAUUUUGGGAACCAUUGAAGGGUGCGAUGAACAGAUGGAAUGCCAAUUUUUCUUGGAAGAUCAGGUGAGUCGUUUAGACCAAAUGGUGAAAGACGAGCAGAGGACGUGGCAAAUAGCUCAGGGCUACCGCAGAAAACGUUACACUCCCACUGCCAUGUUUCAUGCUUUGCUUGCAGCGAUGCACAUGAGGGACCGCGGGAAGUUAGCAGAGACGAUCCAGCACAGUUUGCAAAGCGCUGGCUGCGAGCCAGAAAAUGCUGAGCAAUCAGCCAAGAUGCUGCCUGGGCGGACGCGAAUCAGUGAGUCCCAGCUAAAGAUUGACGCGGCGCUCUGCACAUAUUUUGCCAGAGAGUUCUUUGCAAAGUCAAUUGGACACUUGUAUUUGUGGGCAGACAGCAGCCCACAAGGCGGGACUGAUUGGCUGCUGUCAAUGCUCAGGAUUGUGCCCCAAGAACAGCUUGAACCCAGUGCGGCAGCUGCUCGCCGCUUGCAAGCUUCUGUUCAGGAUUUCCAGCUAGCCGUGUCGAACAAAGAUUUUGCUUUGUCGAUGGAAAUAGCAGAAAGACGACAUGAAGAUGGAGUUUUCCUUUCGAAAGCCAUCGCCUUGCACAGGCAAAUUCCCCUUGGGCUGGGCAGUGGGGAUUCGUCGCUCGAAAAGAAAAUGCUUUGCAUUUUUCGAAAGGUACUUGCUGAAACACAAGAUUUCAAAUUGGCGCGGAAAGCACUGAGAAAAGUUGUAUGCGUAUGCACAGACAUGGGCACAGAAGGGGGGCUCUCGCUUGCCCAAGGUCUUAAGCUGACAGAGCUUUGUCCUGCAUGGGUUUCGGAUGCCAAUGCAGGCUUGGUAUCCGAAGAUGAUUGGGUGAACCUGGCCGGCGGCGAUUCUGAUUCCGACAAUGAUGAAAGCUCUGAAUAUUUCCUGCCCAACUCGAUACCGCACCUGGCUAAAGGCACUUUGCAGAGGUUUGACGCUUUGCCCCAAGCCAGUUUGCACCACCGUUUGACCUUAAAGUAUCUUGCCGCAGGGACAGAAGGACGAAGAGAAAUGGAAGCAUUUGUUGGAGGCGCGCCUCUUGAGGACCUACCAACACUUCGCAAAUUUGUUUGGAGCUUGCAAUUUGCACCGACCGUUGAAAGGGUGCAAGAAGGUGACCAUUCUAUAGUCAAUACUUUUGUGAACAAACGUGGCCGCUUCAGCGGUGCUUUUGUGAGCACAAGAUUACGCUUUCAAGAGAUCCGUGCAGUAGUUGCUGAACCAAGCAACUGCCGAAAGCUUGCCGCUUGCUAUGAUCUUGUUGAUGACCCUGAUGUUUUGGCUCGACAAUUAGGGUUUUCAAUGCGUCCACUGUGGACAGAAGCCAAGCGCCAGAAAUACACAAGGCGGUUGAAGUGCCAAGUGGCAGACCAAGUCUUGUAUUCCCUGGACCCAACUACGCAGUUUGUAUCUGUGAAGGCAGCUGCAAAGAAGCGGGCAGCCCGCAAGAAGGAGAAGGAGAAGCAAGAAGCAGCGGCUUUGCGCGCUUUUCUUCCACAAGCUGGGCGGCAACGUCAAUGGAAUAUUGGCAACGUGGAGCGGCUCGCUGCCGCACAUCAUUUGCAAGAGCGGAUGGUUGACGCAGCAUUGCAUGGACCUGUGGACGAAGGUGCAGCAUGGAUUGGCCAACAGGUUGAUCGGGCUUUGCAGGAGGCGCAUUUUGUCAACAGUCGGAACCUCACUCAGUCACUGCCGUGGGAAUCCGGAGUUUUUGCAACAAUUUUUGGAAGCAAUGACGAUUUUUUGGCAUCCAAUUUGGCUUCAUGUCCUUUGCCUCCUGACCUCGAGGAUGCACAGCCAACUGAGUCAAGUGUUGAUGCUUUGACAGGUGUCUCAAGUAAGAUUCUGAAGCGUGACCGCACUGACUGCAUUUUUUCACAGGUCGUCAAGUUGAAACGUGAUGUGGAUCAUCUUACAGCCAUAGAAGAGUCAUGGACGAAAGCACUGAAGAAGUGGCACACUGUUUUGGCAUGUGCUUGCUAUACAGGUUUAGUUGGUGCAGCAGUCAGGGAUGCAGUGAGCGAUGGAAGGGACUAUGGUAGUAUCCUCAGGGAUGUGUUUGGCAACAAAUCGCCGCGCACUGCAAACAAACGAGCAUCAACCAUGCUAGCACUUUUUGCGUGGCUGGACAAGAAGUACAUUGCUGGUUGUGUCCUUUUUGCAAUUUACAGCCGGUCAAGAUGGUCGGACUUGGCAUUCCUAAGUGACCUGGCUUUGGACACGACAGAAACAGAGCUGGGUCGAAUUGGUUUUGUGGAAGGCUCAACAAGAUUUCAGAAGACUGGCUCCACAGCCUUGAAGCGGGCGAUGCAGAUGCCGCUGGUGGCACCCAUUUGUGGGGUGACAGACAAACUCUGGGCAGUUGAGUGGUUUCACAUUUUGGAUCAGGUUCAGUUUGACCUAGCUGCAGAACCAGUGGGAGCUAUGUGCAGACCUCCCAUGAAUGGCACAUUGGGCACUCGACAUUUGUCGUCUGAAGAGAUUGGCGAUUUCCUCAACCACAUGUUGGGGCUGCAUGGUGAGAAUGUGGUUACAAGCCACUGCAUGAAAGCCACAACGCUCACUUGGCGCAAGCCAGAUGAUGCAGUUUCAGUUUCAGAUGCUCCUCCAAAGACCCGUGUGAAGGUAGAGGCUCCUCCCAGUGCCUUUGGAUCCGAGGACCAACAUGGUAUUGACGGUGUUUGCGGUGUUGUGGAUCUUACAGAACCCGAGUGGGACCUUUGUGGUGCACCUGGCAGUGAGGCAGAGGAUGACCGGGCUGCUCAAGCUCGAGAGUCAUCAGAUGAGUCGAGCUCGACUUCAUCAAGCUCCUCUGCGUGUGAAGAACCGUUGCAACAGAAAUACGGUGCUGCUGGUGAGACCAAGGACUGUGAGGAGCCGGUGUAUCAGCACAAAAAGAGCCGGGUCUUACACAGGCCUAACAAAGUGUCUGGCUUGAUGGCGUGUGGCAGGAAGGUUGGCAGUAGCUACAACUACUUGGAACAUGGGGCUUCUUUCAAAUGGGCACGGUGUGCAAUCUGUUUCAAGGGUGAGGUCAUCACCAAGGUUCAGGACCUUGCCGAUGCGUUGGAAGCUGUUCAUGCCAAAAUGGCUAGCAACACUUUGCUUGAAUCGGUGGCGGCGUUUGAGUCGCAAGCUAAGCGUGCUGGCCUCAAUGAGCAGUGGAUUGAAGCGUUUGGGAGGAAUGAUCUCAACAAGUUAGGGCGUUUGGCAUAUGCAGUGACAACGCCUGGUGUUGCUCCUACAACUGAACAAGUGACAGACUUCAUGAAUCAUUUGCGUCUUGGUGUGGGCCCUACACUCAGUGAGAUAACAGCUGUGAAGCGUGUGUUGUUUGAAGCACAGACGUUGACCAUUGCAAGCCUACGUUCAACUGUGCACUCACCUGAUGAUGCCAGCACACGUAGGGUAGCACCUGCUGAGCGUUCUGCAAGAAUCGAAGCCCAGCCUCAGCGACUUCAAGGUUUGGAAUUGUCUGGGCCCAUGGAACCAAGUCAUUGGCUGUAUGACCAGUUUUCAGCCAUGCUUGAGACUGGUGAGCUGAAAUACAUAUCUCCAGGCAAAUGCAUGACGCGUCAACAGGAACUUUCAGGUGACAAGCCAGACAAGCAGAUCAAGCUUGAUGAGACGCGCAGCAGCCUGGUGGUAAAGGACAAACCACAUGAUCAAGAGACAGACAUCACCAGUGACCUCAGUCUGUUGCAAGCUAUGACACGUCGUGCAUUAGCUAUGGAUUUGGUGGGCAUUGCAUCUUACAAUACAGUUAUGAAGUUUGUGAACCGAUUGUUUGCGCUGUUAACCCAGUUACCUGCACCUGGGUUUGGACGUCCAGGGCAUGCGCAACUUUUGCGCGCUGACAAGUUAGCAGAGACGAUCCAGCACAGUUUGCAAAGCGCUGGCUGCGAGCCAGAAAAUGCUGAGCAAUCAGCCAAGAUGCUGCCUGGGCGGACGCGAAUCAGUGAGUCCCAGCUAAAGAUUGACGCGGCGCUCUGCACAUAUUUUGCCAGAGAGUUCUUCGCAAAGUCAAUUGGACACUUGUAUUUGUGGGCAGACAGCAGCCCACAAGGCGGGACUGAUUGGCUGCUGUCAAUGCUCAGGAUUGUGCCCCAAGAACAGCUUGAACCCAGUGCGGCAGCUGCUCGCCGCUUGCAAGCUUCUGUUCAGGAUUUCCAGCUAGCCGUGUCGAACAAAGAUUUUGCUUUGUCGAUGGAAAUAGCAGAAAGACGACAUGAAGAUGGAGUUUUCCUUUCGAAAGCCAUCGCCUUGCACAGGCAAAUUCCCCUUGGGCUGGGCAGUGGGGAUUCGUCGCUCGAAAAGAAAAUGCUUUGCAUUUUUCGAAAGGUACUUGCUGAAACACAAGAUUUCAAAUUGGCGCGGAAAGCACUGAGAAAAGUUGUAUGCGUAUGCACAGACAUGGGCACAGAAGGGGGGCUCUCGCUUGCCCAAGGUCUUAAGCUGACAGAGCUUUGUCCUGCAUGGGUUUCGGAUGCCAAUGCAGGCUUGGUAUCCGAAGAUGAUUGGGUGAACCUGGCCGGCGGCGAUUCUGAUUCCGACAAUGAUGAAAGCUCUGAAUAUUUCCUGCCCAACUCGAUACCGCACCUGGCUAAAGGCGCUUUGCAGAGGUUUGACGCUUUGCCCCAAGCCAGUUUGCACCACCGUUUGACCUUAAAGUAUCUUGCCGCAGGGACAGAAGGACGAAGAGAAAUGGAAGCAUUUGUUGGAGGCGCGCCUCUUGAGGACCUACCAACACUUCGCAAAUUUGUUUGGAGCUUGCAAUUUGCACCGACCGUUGAAAGGGUGCAAGAAGGUGACCAUUCUAUAGUCAAUACUUUUGUGAACAAACGUGGCCGCUUCAGCGGUGCUUUUGUGAGCACAAGAUUACGCUUUCAAGAGAUCCGUGCAGUAGUUGCUGAACCAAGCAACUGCCGAAAGCUUGCCGCUUGCUAUGAUCUUGUUGAUGACCCUGAUGUUUUGGCUCGACAAUUAGGGUUUUCAAUGCGUCCACUGUGGACAGAAGCCAAGCGCCAGAAAUACACAAGGCGGUUGAAGUGCCAAGUGGCAGACCAAGUCUUGUAUUCCCUGGACCCAACUACGCAGUUUGUAUCUGUGAAGGCAGCUGCAAAGAAGCGGGCAGCCCGCAAGAAGGAGAAGGAGAAGCAAGAAGCAGCGGCUUUGCGCGCUUUUCUUCCACAAGCUGGGCGGCAACGUCAAUGGAAUAUUGGCAACGUGGAGCGGCUCGCUGCCGCACAUCAUUUGCAAGAGCGGAUGGUUGACGCAGCAUUGCAUGGACUUGUGGACGAAGGUGCAGCAUGGAUUGGCCAACAGGUUGAUCGGGCUUUGCAGGAGGCGCAUUUUGUCAACAGUCGGAACCUCACUCAGUCACUGCCGUGGGAAUCCGGAGUUUUUGCAACAAUUUUUGGAAGCAAUGACGAUUUUUUGGCAUCCAAUUUGGCUUCAUGUCCUUUGCCUCCUGACCUCGAGGAUGCACAGCCAACUGAGUCAAGUGUUGAUGCUUUGACAGGUGUCUCAAGUAAGAUUCUGAAGCGUGACCGCACUGACUGCAUUUUUUCACAGGUCGUCAAGUUGAAACGUGAUGUGGAUCAUCUUACAGCCAUAGAAGAGUCAUGGACGAAAGCACUGAAGAAGUGGCACACUGUUUUGGCAUGUGCUUGCUAUACAGGUUUAGUUGGUGCAGCAGUCAGGGAUGCAGUGAGCGAUGGAAGGGACUAUGGUAGUAUCCUCAGGGAUGUGUUUGGCAACAAAUCGCCGCGCACUGCAAACAAACGAGCAUCAACCAUGCUAGCACUUUUUGCGUGGCUGGACAAGAAGAAUCUCAGUGUGUGGCCAGUCAGAUCUGAUUAUGUUGCAGCUUACUUGAAUGAAUCAAGUGUGGGUGGCGCUGGCAGCACAAAGGGAAAAACAUUGAUGGAAGCCUUCCGUUUUUGCAAGCAUGUCAUGAGGCUGCCAGAUCUGGAUGAGAUCAUUGAUGAUCCUGUGCUGUCAGGUAGAGUGAGGCGCAUGGAUGCUGCAAGGGACACAAUCAAGCAGAGCCGACCGCUGACUCUUGCUGAGGUCAAAUUCAUAGAGGAGUUCAUGAUGUCUGACAUGAACGUCUUCGACAGGUACAUUGCUGGUUGUGUCCUCUUUGCAAUUUACAGCCGGUCAAGAUGGUCGGACUUGGCAUUCCUAAGUGACCUGGCUUUGGAUACGACAGAAACAGAGCUGGGUCGAAUUGGUUUUGUGGAAGGCUCAACAAGAUUUCAGAAGACUGGCUCCACAGCCUUGAAGCGGGCGAUGCAGAUGCCGCUGGUGGCACCCAUUUGUGGGGUGACAGACAAACUCUGGGCAGUUGAGUGGUUUCACAUUUUGGAUCAGGUUCAGUUUGACCUAGCUGCAGAACCAGUGGGAGCUAUGUGCAGACCUCCCAUGAAUGGCACAUUGGGCACUCGACAUUUGUCGUCUGAAGAGAUUGGCGAUUUCCUCAACCACAUGUUGGGGCUGCAUGGUGAGAAUGUGGUUACAAGCCACUGCAUGAAAGCCACAACGCUCACUUGGCGCAAGCCAGAUGAUGCAGUUUCAGUUUCAGAUGCUCCUCCAAAGACCCGUGUGAAGGUAGAGGCUCCUCCCAGUGCCUUUGGAUCCGAGGACCAACAUGGUAUUGACGGUGUUUGCGGUGUUGUGGAUCUUACAGAACCCGAGUGGGACCUUUGUGGUGCACCUGGCAGUGAGGCAGAGGAUGACCGGGCUGCUCAAGCUCGAGAGUCAUCAGAUGAGUCGAGCUCGACUUCAUCAAGCUCCUCUGCGUGUGAAGAACCGUUGCAACAGAAAUACGGUGCUGCUGGUGAGACCAAGGACUGUGAGGAGCCGGUGUAUCAGCAAAAAAAGAGCUGGGUCUUACACAGGCCUAACAAAGUGUCUGGCUUGAUGGCGUGUGGCAGGAAGGUUGGCAGUAGCUACAACUACUUGGAACAUGGGGCUUCUUUCAAAUGGGCACGGUGUGCAAUCUGUUUCAAGGGUGAGGUCAUCACCAAGGUUCAGGACCUUGCCGAUGCGUUGGAAGCUGUUCAUGCCAAGCGACGUGCUCAGAAGUGA